AUCAGCAUGUGGCCAGGGGCGGACUGACAACUCAUGGGGCCCCCGGGCAAUAGGGGAUCAUGGGGCCCCUGUGUCCUUGCCCAAACGCAAAAAGCCUAUGAAAAAGGUACCAGGGGCAUCUCAUGGGGCCCCCUAAUGACCCCGGGCCCUCGGGCAGUGCCCGAGUUUCCAAAUGGUCAGUCCGCCCCUGCAUGUGGCUUAUUAGCAAAUGAGCACUGUAGGAGUGCCGACUUGCUACUUGUGCUGCUUCUCCUCCCCAGAACUGAGCUCUGCUGUGCAAGAGGCUGAUGCCAGAUCAAAUUCACUGCUUGCAACUAAUUUAUUAUA
Molecule: messenger RNA, 327 nt
Organism: Staurois parvus
Lineage: Eukaryota; Metazoa; Chordata; Amphibia; Anura; Ranidae
Source: the annotation of a GenBank genome assembly